Molecule: messenger RNA, 1392 nt
Organism: Cylicocyclus nassatus
Lineage: Eukaryota; Metazoa; Nematoda; Chromadorea; Rhabditida; Strongylidae
Source: the annotation of a GenBank genome assembly
AUGGCGAUUGUUAAAAGAAUGACCAAACUCUAUUCAGAGAUGGACGUGACGGAUCCUUGGUAUUUGCAAGAAAGCAAUGGUUCUACUCCUGAAACUAAUAGAUCUAUAGAUGUCUUAUGUGCAAAUUGUUUCACACCUCAGGAUUCUAUAGCAUGCUUUCGAUCCACUCUUAUUGCGCUUGCUGGCAUUGGAACAGCUUUGAUAGCAUUUGCAAGAAUCAUCCAUCUUCAUGUAACAUCUCCUUCUCACCUCCGUCUUUUACUAUUCUACAUUAUGUGUGUACAUUGUAUUGCUGGUUCAUUUGAAUGGCUCUGGGGUUGGACAACUCAGUUGUCGUUAUUCAUAAGCUAUGCUAAAGCGAUCGAGCUUCUUAUCAUAUGCUACUUUUACUUGGAUGUUGCAUCAAAAAUGAUGCAUUGGAGCUCUGUAGCAGGAAGGAGGUUAUGCUUUUCGGCGCUAUUUCUUAUGUUUACUUAUUUCACAAUGUUUUUGGUUGUUGGUCUCGUAUUCUCAAUAGAGCCUUGGAGAGAUUGUCAUGCUCCAUAUUGGUUGUGGUUCUCCACUGGAGAAUUUGUUAUGGUACAACUUAUGGUUGGUUCAUUUUUCCUAAUCCUACAUCGUAUGAGCAGAAUAUCUGCUGCUCCGAAUAUACGCAAUAGUCAGCGACGCCAGUUGUUUUGUCUAUUCUGGACAUUUGAGACAUCCGCAUUAGCAGAUCUAGGCUACCAUAUGAGUCUGUUUUAUCUUGCUGACAAUCUGAAAGGUUGCAGUGGUGUUUUUAAGCACGAUCAGCUUCGCUAUUCUUUGCUGAAGUUUCCUUAUGACAUUGUCUCUUUCUUGAUGCCGGUUUGGGCAAUACUCUACGUCUUCCGUGCGACAAGAAAGCCCAACAUCUACAACAAUGAUUCCACGGAAUCAAUAUACGCCUCGCGAGACUCGUCAGUGUCGGCAAUUGCAGAUGUUGUAGUCGUUAGGAACUGGCGUCGACGCUAUCGUCCCCUUACUCAGCCAUCGCAGCAUGAUCGCCCGGUCCUAUCAGGACGUAGGCCAAAACAAAGUCCUCCAACACCUUCUGGACGGAUGCGAUCAGUAAGCUCAGCACCUGUGAUAGUAGGAGGUCGUCGACUUUCGACCUCCCGCAGCUUAGUUAGCAGCCCAUUGUAUUCGAUACCGGAGGAACUAACGCACAAUGAGCAUCAAGGAGCUGCUGCUAUGGUUGGUUCCAUUGAUAGAUUAUCAAUGGCACCACUUAUGGAUGAACCACAAGGCAUGAAUUCUCCUUUUGUAUUAGUGACUAUUGCCAGAAGAACAACUGCGAGACUCGAAAUCGCUUUGCACACAUCCUCCAAACAAGCUCGAACUUGUUCUCAUUUGUUUCCACGUAGCAGAUAA